UUCGUGCGUUAUAUGCUUUGCUUUUUUUCUCGGACUGUCGGAGAGGGGAUGGGAAAGGAUUUACUUUCACUGCACGCAGCUGUUUCGUGUAAAGGGUGACUGGGUGAUGGAAUAAAGAUGACGCAUAAUCGGUGGGGAAAUAUGCUUCCUCUACCCAACUUUUCUCUUCUUUUCCAUUGCAUAUGCUUCUUCCGUCUCCUCGGUUUUCCCUCAAUCCAUUCCCAGUUCCUGACAGAAUCAAGGGCAGGACAAGGUCUUCUGCUCUUUACCCAGCCCGCCUAUAAUGCGUCCAUCUUCGAGAACUCUGCCACAAGAACCUACACAAGUAGUGACGUCAAAAUGGGCAUUAUCCUUGGGCCACCUCUGACUUUAGACAUAAAAUAUUCCAUUGCGUCUGGAGACAGUGAGGGAAUCUUCCAGGCUGAUGAGUUUGUAAUGGGAGAUUUUUGUUUUCUCCGCAUAGGCACUAACGGAGACAGUGGUGCAACAUUGAACCGGGAAGUGCAGGACAAUUACACACUGACAGUUAAGGCAUCUGCCAAUGGAGGCCCUGAUGCCUUAGCCACGGUUUAUAUCAAGGUCUUGGAUACCAAUGAUCUCCGACCUCUCUUCUCCCCUACCUCCUACUCAUUCAUUUUCUCGGAGAGUGCCCCUCUGGGUGCCAGCAUCGGACGUGUAACAGCCACAGAUGCCGACGUGGGCUCCAACGGGGAGUUCUACUACUUUUUCAAGAACAGAAUUGAACUCUUCGCCGUUCAUCCGACAAGCGGGGUCAUCACCCUGACAGGCCGGCCCAGAAUGGACAAAAAAGACAGAUUUGAGCUGGAGGUGCAAGUGGUCGACAGAGGAAUGAAACUCUACGGGAACAAUGGUAUAAGCAGCACUGCUCGGUUGGUCCUAACUGUGGAGCGAGUUAAUGAAUUUGCUCCUGUUCUCAAAGCAGUUGCUGUUGUUCCAUUAUGGGCGGACAAGGACCCAGUCUACGCCAUAAUGACUGUGAAGGACAAGGACGAAGGGGUAUCUGGGGAUAUAGAGUGGGUGUCCAUUAUUGAGGGUGACCCCCUUGAACAAUUUGUGAUUGAUCGAUCGCCUAUCGGAAAUGUUUAUCGGGUUAAAACAUCAGAAUUGUUUGACUGGGAUACAUUUCCCUAUGGCUGCAACUUAACCUUCCAAGCGAAAGACAGGGGUGUACCUCCAAAGUUUUCUAAUACUCAAGUUGUUCAAUUGUUGGUCACAAAGCCCGACCCUGUGUUGGCAAAAUUCGAGAAAGAUGUUUAUGCAGUCGUGCUGAGUGAAAUAUCUCCCCCGGGCACUAUUGUAGAGGUGGUGAAAAUCUCCCCAGCUCCUCUGAGUGUCAAUUACAGCUUCAGCAGCCCCUCAGAUGUGAUGUACUUUGAUAUAAACCCUUUGACUGGCGUUAUUAUGACCACAAGGCAGCUGACACAGAUAUCACUGGAUUUCGUGGAGAUGGAGGUGGUUGAUAUUAUCAGUCAGCAGCAAGCGAGGGUUAAAAUCACCAUAGAUGACGCUAAUGACAACGCUCCAGUGUUCAACAGGCCAUUCUACGAUAUCGCAAUCAACGAGAGCUUACCUGUCGGCGCUGUUGCUCUUGUCGUGUCUGCUGUCGAUGCCGAUAAAGGAGAGAAUGGUUACGUCACCCACACGAUAAGUGGGGAGCUGAAUCUUCCGUUUUCAAUAGACCAGGACACAGGGGAGGUGAGCGUCACAAGAGACCUUGAUUUUGAGUCGUCAGAUGAUAUCUAUACUUUUGCAGUGCGGGCCUCCGAUUGGGGUUCACCGUACAGAAGGGAGAGCGAAGUUAAUGUCACCAUUCGUCUAAUUAAUAUAAACGACAACCAGCCUCUCUUUGAGAGAGUUUCCUGCAAGGGGACGAUAAGCCGAGAUUUUCCUGUCGGCCAGACUAUCGUCACCUUGUCGGCCGUGGACAUGGACGAGCUGGGAAUGGUGACCUACAAGAUACUGUCCGGGAACGAGUUGGACUAUUUUAACUUAAACCCAGACUCCGGGGCUUUGUCGUUGAGAAGAUCGCUCGGAGCGGCGAAUUUAAAAAGCGGGAUAUUCGACCUGAAAAUCGUCGCGGAAGAUGGAGAGAUGUCCUCCGAUCCUACAUUUGUGAACGUAUCUGUUGUGAGGGGUAGGAUGCCACCCAUGAGGUUCAACUGCGAGGAGACCAAGGUAGCCCAGAUGUUGGCAGAAACAAUGAUCUCGAAAGCGUCCGCGAUGGCUAGAUCAAGACCAGAUGAGAGCUAUACGGACCUUUUCUCUAUAAACCAACGCUCUCCACAGUUUGAGGCCUUACCUACCAGUAUUCUAGUGAGAGAAGACCUCGCUGCUGGUGCCAGUGUAUUUCAGGUGAGAGCAAGAGACGGCGACAGCGGCUUCAAUGGCUGUGUUCUAUUUUCCAUAUCUGAUGGUAACAAAGAAAACUGCUUCAACAUCGAUAUGGAGAAUGGGUUGAUAACCGUGUUGCAGCCACUAGACCGCGAGCGAUUGGAUCGUUACUCCCUGAACAUCACCAUCUACGAUCAGGGCGUUCCUCAGAUGUGCAAUUGGAGACUGCUGACUGUGAUCGUGGAAGACGCCAAUGACAACGACCCUCGGUUUGAUCGGGACAGCUUCUCCGCUGUCGUUGCAGAAAACUCGGCCGUUGGAAAUGAAGUUAUUGCCUUGACUGCAUUUGACAGAGACAUGGGUCCAAAUGGACGGCUUUCCUACGUGAUGCUGACCAGUGUCCCUCAGUUUGGUAUCGACAGCGAAACUGGAAGUGUAUUUGUUGCGAGCCACUUGGACAGGGAAGCCAUGCCAGUGUUCACAUUGAAGAUUGAAGUGCGGGAUAAGGCUGAAAGAGGCACUCGUAGGUCAUCAGUGACGACUCUCACUGUAAUAGUGGAGGAUGUCAAUGAUUGCGCCCCGGCUUUCAUCCCUGAAAGCUAUAGUGCACGAGUGCUGGAGGACCUGCCUCCAGGGGCAGUGAUUACCUGGGUGCAGGCUCAGGAUCCAGACGUGGGCCCCAGUGGACAGAUCCGAUACUCCUUGAUGAAUGACUUCAAUGUUACUUUUGAGAUCGAUGCUGUGAGCGGAGUUUUGAGGAUUAGGAAGGAGCUGGACUUUGAGAAACAACAGUUUUUCAACCUCACAUUACUGGCUGAGGACAGAGGAGUACCCAGCCUCACCAGUCAGACAUUUGUGGAGGUGGAGGUGGUGGAUGUCAAUGAGAAUUUGUAUGCACCGUACUUUCCUGACUUUGCGCUGAGAGGCUCAGUGAAGGAGAACUCUCGUGCGGGCACAAGUGUCCUGACAGUCAACGCAAAGGACGAUGACAAGGGGCGAGAUGGGGCGUUAAGGUACUCUGUCAGAGGUGGCAGCGGACUGGGCACUUUCACCAUUGACGAAGACACAGGGGUGAUUUACACCGCCGGUAUCCUGGACUGCGAGACUAAAAACUCCUACUGGCUUACAGUGCACGCCACAGACAGAGGGGUUACAGCCAUGUCAGCAUCUAUUGAAGUCUUCAUCCAGGUAGAAGAUGUCAAUGAUAAUGCUCCUCUCACCUCGGAUCCUAUCUACCAUCCAGCCAUUAUGGAGAACUCCCCAAAGGAUGUGUCAGUCAUCCGGAUCCAGGCGCAGGACCCUGACAUCACCGCCACCCCCAGUCGUCUGAGUUAUCGCAUCACGGCCGGCAACCCGCAGAAUUUCUUCUCCAUCAAUCCCAGAACAGGGCUGAUCACGACCACUGCGAGGAAACUGGACAGAGAACAACAGGCAGAGCACUUCUUAGAGGUAACGGUGAUAGACGGCCCGGUGACCACCCGCCAGUCGACCGUGUGGGUCAUGGUUCACAUCGAGGAUGAGAACGACAACCCGCCGACCUUCCCGGAGGUCACCUACCGCGUCAGCCUGACGGAGCGAGACCGCAACAAGCGCGGCGAACAGGUGUACCGCGUCUUCGCUUACGACCGCGACCUCGGAGCCAACGGCAACGUCACCUACAGCAUCGUCGAUGGCAACGCCGACGAAAAGUUCAGUAUCGACCCCAGGACUGCCAUGGUGUCCUCGAAGAAGACGGUGACGGCGGGAAGCUACGAUAUCCUCACUAUAAAAGCGGUGGACGGCGGUGAUCCUCCAUUGUGGUCUACCGUCAAACUUCACGUCGAGUGGAUUCGCAAACCCGUCCCCUCGGCCGUGCCCCUACUCUUCACCAAGAGGUUCUACAAUUUCUCUAUUUCCGAGACAGCUGCCGUGGCUCAGCCGGUGGGAGUCGUCGCUGUCAGCCAGUCAAGUGCACUCGUCUGGUUCAAUAUCAUCGGCGGGCGGCUCGCCAGAGAAACCUUCUACAUUCCUCAGAAUGCAUGCGGAAGAAACUGCUCGCUUGACACAGGGAGCUUUGACAUGCAGUUUGACCUUCAAGUGGGGGUGGGAACUCUCGUCGUGGCCAAGCCCCUGGAUGCAGAAGUGCAAUCUGUGUUCAACAUGACUGUCCAGGUGACCGAUGGGACCAACUUUGCCACAGCACAGGUGUUCAUCCGAAUACUGGACAGCAACGACAACCCUCCGGUCUUCUCGCAGCCGGCCUACGACGUCAGCGUCUCAGAGGACGCGCCGGUCGACAUGGAGCUGCUGCGGGUCAGAGCGUCGGACGUGGACGAGCGCUCCCGUUUGAGCUUCUCCAUCUAUGGCAGUGUGGACCCAGUCAGUAUGAGACUGUUCCGGGUCAACCCGAGUUCAGGGGUUGUCUACACUGCAGACAGUUUGGACUACGAGGCCAGAACACAGCACAUCCUCACUAUUAUGGUCAAGGAUCAGGAGUUUCCAUUUAACCGUGACCUGGCUCGCAUCCUGGUGGCGGUGGAGGACUCCAACGAUAACAUCCCCUACUUCACCAGCACCGUAUAUGAUGCGGUAGCCUAUGAGUCAUCCCCCGUGGGCACUUCUGUACUGCAAGUGACGGCCUUAGACAAAGACAACGGGAUCAACGGGCAACUCACGUAUACUAUGGAAGCAGGAAACACCGGUGGUGUGUUUGGAAUCGAUAACGCCACAGGCCUUAUCUUCAUUGCCAGGGAUCUGGACAUCGCCUAUGUGGGCUCUUACACCCUCACUGUGCGCGUCACAGACAGUGGAUUUCCUCCAUUAAUGGCCACCGCUUCAGCCCGCAUCUCCUUAACACUCUCCGACUUUUCCCAACCCAAAUUCUCUCAGAAUGAGUAUCAGGCUGAGAUAAUGGAGAACAGCACCAUUGGAACGUAUGUCACCACUGUUAGUGCCCUCAGUCGUUCAGCACUCGUAUACGACAUCAGAAGGGGCAACGAGGACCGCUGCUUCUUCAUCAACCAUCACACUGGUGUAAUCAGCACACGUAGACUUCUUGACUUUGAGCAAACGACAUCCUACCUUCUGGUGGUGCAUGCCUUGAGCAUGGCUGGAGUGGAGGCCAGCACCACUGUCAUCGUCCAGGUGGGGGAUGUAAAUGACAGCCCGCCAGUCUUCCAACAAAUCAGGUAUGUGGGUGCAAUCAGCGAGGCGGCUCCGGUCAACAGCGUGGUUCUGGGAGUGGACGGUAACCCGCUGGUCAUCCAGGCGACCGACGGAGACCGCAAUCACAACGCCUUGUUGGUAUUCCAGAUUGUCGACGCGACCGCUCGCACGUUUUUUAGCGUGGACUCUGGGACUGGAUCAAUUCGAACAAUUGCCAGUCUGGACUAUGAGGCCUUCUCAGAGUUCCUCUUCCGGGUUCAUGUUAGAGACAGCGGUCAGCCUCCGCAGAGUGCCGACACCCCGGCAGAGGUCGUUAUAAAGGUGAUCAACAUCAAUGACUCACCUCCGAGGAUGUCACAGGAUACUUACGAGACAGUCCUCCUCCUGCCGACCUACGUGGGCGUCGAGGUCCUUACAGUUGAGGCUUUUGACCCCGAUAUGACCUCCGACCUCACCCUCAACCCUGACAAGUCCAUCACCUCAAAGCUGGCCUACUCUCUGGUGGACAGCAAUGUGGAGCACUUCUCUGUGGAGCGCGACACCGGAGUUGUGACUGUGAUCAAUCAAAACCUCAGCAAAGACCGUUACCGCUUUACCGUGAAGGUGUGGGACGGACGUUUCUCCGGCACGGCAACGGUCACAGUGCUCGUCCGAGAAGCGAUGGACAGCGGCCUCCUCUUCACCUUCCCGGUCUAUUCCGCCUCCGUCCGAGAAAACGUCCCCGAUGUUACUUUAGUGGCCGUCGUCAACACCGUCGGCCACCGCCUCAACGAACCGCUGAAGUACGCCCUGCUGAACCCCAGCGGACGCUUCACCAUCCGGCCGACCUGCGGGGCGGUGCUCACCACCGGCGUGCCCUUUGACCGGGAGGAUAAGGAGAGUUACGAGUUAGUGGUGGAGGUCAGCAGAGAGGAUGAGAUACUGAGGGUGGCGAGAGUGACCGUGCAAGUUCAGGUGGAGGAUGUGAACGACAACGCUCCAGAGUUUGUGAACCUCCCCUACUACGCUGCAGUGCAGGUGGAAGCACAGCCAGGAUCGGCUAUUUUCAGGGUCUCAGCCAUUGAUCGGGACGACGGUCUGAAUGGAGAAGUGAUGUAUAGCCUCAAGGACCAGCAUAGAAACUUCCUGGUGGACCCUUUGACAGGAGAGCUGACCUUACAGAGGGCCUUUGAGGCCGACUUAUCCAACGCAGAGUACAAGGUGGUCGUCGUGGCCACCGAUAGCGGCGUCCCGCCUCUGUCCAACGAGGUGGAGCUGCCCGUUACCGUGGUGAAUAAAGCCAUGCCGGUGUUCGACAAGCCCUUCUACGGCGUCGCCGUCAGAGAGGACGUGGCCGUCGCCACCUCCGUCCUGUGUAUCAACGCCGCCAGUCCCGAAGGCCGGAGCGUCAUCUUCGCCAUCACGGACAGAGACCCCGCCCUCCAAUUUGACAUUGGCUUCGACACGGGAACCAUCAGUGUGAUUUACAAGUUGGACUAUGAGACCACGCAGUACUACCGGUUGACGGUGAAGGCGACGGAUACUCUGUCCGGAGCACGGUCCGAGGUUGACGUGGACAUUGUCGUGCUGGACGUGAACGAUAACCCGCCACUGUUUCAGAACACUUCCUACUCCGCCGUGCUCACUGAGAACUCCAUGAUCGGAACAACCGUGUUGCAGGUGUUUGCCCAGGACCAAGAUUCAGAGAAGAACGCCCUGGUCAGUUACCAGAUCCUAUCCGACAUCUACAACAGCACCAACUACUUCCACAUCGACAGCAAGAGCGGCUUGGUAUUCACGGCACGCCUCCUCGACUAUGAGCUCAUCCAACGCCACGACUUCACCGUCAGAGCGACGGACAGCGGAGACCCGGCCCUCGGUAGCGAUGUCAGCGUCACGGUGGCGGUCUCUGACACCAACGACAACCCGCCUAAUUUCAGCCACGCGCUGUACGAGGCCUUUGUCAGCGAGCUGGCGCCCCGAGGGCACUUUGUGACUUGCGUUCAGGCGUCGGAUGCCGACAUCUGUGACGCUCGUAGGCUGAGAUACUGUAUUCUCUCUGGGAAUGAGAAAAUGACUUUUAUGAUGGAGCCAGAUACAGGGGUGCUCAGUCUGUCUAACAAGAGGAGACAAGGCAUGAAACUCUCCUAUCAACUCAAUGUGUCUGUGUCAGAUGGAGUCUUCACCAACACUGCUCAGGUGGUUGUACGUGUCCUGGGAGCCAACCUGUACAGCCCAGUGUUCAGCCAGAGGUUCUACCUGGCUGAAAUCCAGGAGAAUGCCCCUCCGGGGUCAAAGGUCAUUCAGGUUCGUGCAACCGAUGAAGACUCUGGGCUGUUUGGCCAGAUCACCUACUCCUUCAUCAACGACCUUGGGAAAACUCAGUUCAGCAUCGAUGCAGAUGGAGCCAUAUCCACCGCUAAGAAAUUAGACAGGGAAAAUUCUCUUAACAAGGACAUGGCGCUGACCAUUAUGGCCCUGGAUGGUGGAGGCCGUGCAUCGUUUUGCACAGUUCGAGUGGUUCUGGUUGACGCCAAUGACAACGCGCCUCGGUUCAGAGCCGUCGAGUACCGCAUGAGCAUCAAAGCAAAUGUUGCCAAAGGGUCCCUGGUCACACAGAUCCAAGCCACCGACGCUGACGCCGGCUCGAAUGGGAGGAUCACCUACUCCCUUUACAGCGAGGCACGCCUCUCACUGGUGGAUGUGCUGGAGGUGGAGCCCGACAGCGGCUGGAUGACGACCAAGAGCGCCGUGGACCACCUCCAGGGGACCGUGCUGUCCUUCUUCGUCAAAGCCACGGACUGCGGCUCUCCCGCCAAACACUCCCUGGUGUCCGCCUUCAUCCACGUGGUCCCGGCGGACGCUUUCGUCCCCUCCUUCAGUCAGCCUCAGUACUCCUUCACCGUCCCGGAGGACACGGCGGUGGGAACGGCCCUGGGGUCCGUGCACAUGGCCCCGGGACAGACGGGCUCCUUCAGUGCGGUCGGAGGGGAGACGCUCGACAGCAACCAGGGAGGGAGCUUCCUGGUGGAGAGGGAGACGGGCGUGAUCCGGCUGGUCAAGCCGCUGGACUACGAGCUCAUCGGCAGCUUCCGCUUCAAGGUCGCCGCGACAACCAGACGAGACCUCAUCGAGUCCGUGUCCACUGUGGACCUGGAGGUGAAGGUCCUCGACGUGAACGACAACAAGCCAGCGUUCGAGACCAACGCCUACGUAGCCACGCUGAUGGAGGGGAUGCCGAUAGGGACUCGAGUGAUCCAAGUGCGCGCGCUUGAUCCAGACCGGGGCUCUAAUGGUCAGGUGACAUACAGCCUUGGAUCUCUGCUCACCUACAACACGGACUCGACCAAAGACGCCGGCUCCUUCGGCGGCCUCACCACCACGGGUUCUGCCUUCGCCAUCGACAGUAAAACGGGCUGGAUCACCACCGUGAGCCCGAUGGACCACGAGGCCUGCUCCAGCUACAGCUUCGAAGUGGUGGCCUCUGACCUGGGGGAGUUCAAGUCGCUGUCCUCCACCACCGUGGUGACCAUCACCGUGUCGGACGUCAACGACAACCCGCCGCGGUUCGAGAGGGAGCUGUACCGGGGCGCCGCGAAGGAGAGCGAUCCUCUCGGCGGGGUGGUGGCCGUUCUAAAAACCACAGAUGGAGACGGCACGGAUCAAAACCGUCUCGUCAACUUUUACAUAACUGGGGGAAACCCGCGGGGCAUGUUUGGCCUGGCUCUGGUUCAGGGGGAGUGGAAGGUGUACGUGAGCGGUCUGCUGGAUCGGGAGCAGCAGGACUGGUACCUGCUCAACAUCACGGCCAGCGACGGCCUGUACGUCGCUCACACCGCGGUGGAAGUCACCGUCAUCGACGCCAACGACAACAGUCCCAUCUGCAACCAGGCGGUGUAUAGUGCCUCUUUUCCUGAGGACAUUCCCACUAACAAGGGCAUUCUGACGGUGGGUGCAACAGAUGCCGACUCGGGCUCCAGCGCCGAGAUCCAAUAUUCACUGUUUGGCAUCGGGGUGGAAGACUUCUACAUGGACGCAAACACUGGCGAGCUGCGUACGUCCACAGUCAUGGACCGAGAAAAGACGGCCGCCUACAAACUCAUCGCCCAGGCGACCGAUGGAGGAGGCCUGUUCUGCCGCUCUGAUAUUUCUCUCAAAGUGUCGGACGUGAAUGACAACGCCCCGUCUUUCUCCUCCACUCAUUACCUGGCCAGUGUGUAUGAGAAUGCCGCCCCCAAGGCUUUGCUUACCCGGUUGCAAGCCAGUGACCCUGAUGAAGGUCUUAAUCGUACAGUAGUCUAUUCUUUAGUGGAUUCACUCAACGGAUUAUUUUCCAUUGACCCGGUAUCUGGGAUGGUAAUUUUGGAAAAAUCUCUGGACAGAGAGAUCCGAGACUCCUAUCGUGUGCAGGUCCUGGCCACGGAUCGAGUUGGGCAGCAGGGGGCGCUCUCCUCACAGGUCGAUCUGACCGUCAUGGUGCUGGAUGUGAACGACAACGCCCCCGUCUUCCAGAGGAGUAACUAUGCCGUCACCGUCCCCGAGGAUGUAGCCGCGGGAACCGAGGUGCUGCGAGUGUCGGCGACCAGCGCUGACAUCGGACCCAACGCCGAGAUCACCUACGAAAUCCGGUCGGGCAACGAGUUAGGAAAGUUCACCGUAGAUAAAAACCUGGGCUCUAUUUCUGUGGCUGAUGAUUUGGACUUUGAGGCGUGUAAGGACUUCUACCUCACCGUUGAGGCCCGGGACGGCGGGACUCCUCCCCUCAGCACGGCCACGACGGUGACCGUUGAACUCAUGGACGUCAACGACAACGCUCCGGCCUUCAGUCAGGGCGUCUACAACGUGCUGGUCAGCGAGGAUGCCUCUUUCGGGCAGACCAUCACAAGGGUCUUGGCAGAAGACCUGGACAGCCAGGUGAACGGGCGAAUCACCUACUCUAUCUUGAAAGGCGACCGCAGCAACCACUUCUGGAUCGACCCCGUUACGGGACUGCUCAAAGUCAAUAAGCGGCUCGACAGAGAACUCGUAUCCAGGUACACUUUGUCGGUGCAGGCGUUUGACAGCGGCUCCCCCGCCAUGUCCUCCACUGUCACCCUCAACAUCGACAUAUCCGACGUCAACGACAACCCUCCCGUCUUCACUCCUCCCAACUCCAGCGCCGUUAUUCAGCUAAACCAAGCCGCCGGCGCCACCUUGCUGACGCUGUCAAUCAGCGAUAACGACUCCCCUAGAAACGGCCCUCCCUUUGAGUUCUCCAUCGUGUCAGGAAAUGAGAGAAAUUUCUUCGCUCUGGACCCGACUGGAACUCUGAGGUCCAACCGCGUGUUUGGCCCUGAAGCCCCCAGAGAGUUCACUCUUGAAAUCCAGGCAAGUGACUCCGGUACGCCGAGCCUUACCUCUUCCUCCUGGAUAUUUAUGAGAGUUAUUGGGAACAGUCAGUACAAACCCACCGUCUCCCCACUGGAAAUCUUCAUCGUCAUGGCAACGGACACCUUCCCGGGAGGCCUGAUUGGUCAGAUCUACGCAACCGACCGAGACCCCAGCGACGUGCUUUCGUUUACCCAGAAGCCUCAGCCCAUGUUUAAGAUAAACAGACAGGAUGGCACCAUUGUGGCUCUGCCGGGCCUGGAACCUGGCAGGUACCAAAUGAAUGCCACGGUGAGCGACGGCCGUUUCGCCGUGAUAGCCGACGUGUCCGUGCACGUGGAACAGGUGACGGAUGAGCUGCUGCGUAGCGCCCUGACCUUACGCUUCAACUCCCUGUCCCCGGAAGACCUGCUCGGUCGCUACCUGAACCAGAUCAAACUAACGUUGCGGGGACUAGCCGGCUGGAAUUGGUCACCGGGACAACAGGAUCCCCUCCACAUACUCGGCGUGCAGCCAGUGGCGGGGACAUCCGACGUGAGCUUGCUUCUCGCCAUGGAGAUGCCGGAGACGUCCGGCGGCGGCGGGAUGGGUGGGAUCUACUCCCGGGAGGAGUUGUCCUCAAAGCUGGAGGAAGCUGCAGCGAGGGGGCGUGUCCGAGGGGUCCUCGCCGGGGCGGCGGUGGUGAGCAACGCGUGUUCUGGGGAUCUGGAGUGUGGGGACAGGGUGUGCGAACAGAGGCUGGUGAUGGAGGGGGACUCGCCCGUCACGUACAGCACAGAGAGGGUCAGCUCGGUGGCACCGAGGUUCAGCCCGACGGAGACCUGCACCUGCCCCGCUGCGUGUGAUUUAUGUGGCCCUCUGCAAACAGGAGGCACCUGCCCCGCUCCUGUGGUGCUUUGUGAAGGUCAGUCGUGUCCAGCAGACAUGCAGUGUGUCCGUUCUGGUCCUGCAGCGCCCUCUGUCUGCCAGUGUGAGACUGAGAGACUCGACGAGUGUGCAGGCCAAACCUCUCUAAGUUUCUUUGGAAACAGUUACAUCAAGUACAGAGUGACAGAGAGUGACCAGAGUGGAGAGAUGAGGCUCGGCCUGAGGAUCAGAACACUUCAGAGGAGUGGAGUCAUUAUGUUCACCCGCGUUGACCCCUGCACCAUGCUCAAGAUUGAAGGUGGUCGCCUCUGGUUCCAGUUGGACUGCGACAACACCCUCGGCAUUAUGGGUAUAUCCGGCAGACCGAUAAACGACGGCCUCUGGCACGCUGUUGUCUUGGAGCUGACGAGGAACUACACCCUCCUGUCAUUGGACGACAGCUACGUGGAGAGGCGGCGAGCAGCCCGGGCCCCCGUCCGCCUCUGGCCUCUGGCCCCGGAUUCGUCCUUUUUUUUCGGGGCCCAAGUGAGAACAGCACCGAGCGAGCAGGACGAGAUGCCGAGCCCGGGGCCGUGGAGAGGCCAGGGAGGGCAAGAGCCCGGGGACCGGGGAUCGAAGGCCUCGCCAAGAGCCCAGGACGGCUUCCAGGGAUGCCUGGGCUCGCUGAUGCUGAACGGCAACGAGCUCCCGCUGCAGAACAAGAGGAGCCGGUACGCCGAGAUAGCCGGGCUGAGCGAGGUCAAGCCGGGCUGCGUGCUCUACCCGGAUCCAUGCGUCAGCCAGCCCUGCCUCAACGAAGCCGUCUGCAGCAGCCUGUCCUCUGGAGGCUUCUCGUGCAGUUGCAGUGCCGGCUUUACCGGGGGGCGAUGUGAAACGGAAUUGACAUCCUGCAUGCCGGACCCGUGCCAGAAUGGUGCGGCCUGUAAACCCGUCGGCGGCUUAUUCCUCUGCGACUGUCCUGCAGGACUCGGGGGACUUAUAUGUGACGGGGAUGUCGAUGAGUGCGAACAGGAAGGGUGUGGAAACGCUGGGGAGUGCGUCAACACGUUGGGGUCCUUCUACUGUAACUGUUCAGAGGGGUUCGAGGGUCAGUUUUGUGACGAUCAGGCACCGGGGGACGAUACGCAGGCGGAGCCCCUAUCUUACGUCGGCCCCGGAGAGAUCAUUGGCAUCGGGGUCCUCGCCUUUGUCAUCAUUCUCCUCCUCGUACUCUUCAUCGCCUUCAGGAAGAAAAUCAAAUUUAGGAAAGACUCCGACCCAGGGACUCAGGCCGUGAUGGGUGUGUCAGCCAUUUCCACGGAGACCAGCUACAUGCUGCGCAAGACCGGCACGGGGGUCAAAGGGAUCGAGUUCAAGGCCGUGCGCGUGUCGGGAUCUCCGGUGUCCACCAGCAUCUACGGGGAGGUGGGAGGGAGCAUCGUGGGCCCUCCCCAGGUCACGGUGCGACCCACUGCCCACUCCCAUCUACCGGGAGGACUCAGCGUCCAGAGCAUGAGGAGCGCAGAUGGUGACAAGACCUCCUUCAGUGAGGGCAGUCAGAUGAGCAGCUUCCUCUCGGACGUGUCUAGGAGCGCGGCCAAUAGGAGGGGCAUCGCCGUUUGCAGCGUGGCGCCCAAUCUCCCUCCCGCAGCGGCGGCGGCGUGCCGCUCGGAGCGCAGUCCGGCCCACAAAGUGUCCUGGGAGGGAGAGGAAACGAGGGAGGAAGGGCUGCAGAGAGGGAGAGAUGAAAGAGAGGAGGAAUGGGGGCAGAGAGCUUUUGAGUUGGAGAGAACACAGAGGGAUAACAGUCCACAGGACGUGUCGCAGCUGGACGCGGUGGCGUGUGAAUCAGACUCCGCCUCCGAGGAGCGCUCCCUCUGCUCCUACACGUCUGAGUCCUUUGACGACAACGCCUCCAUAGUGACGGUCAUACGUCUCGUCAACGAUGCCGUUGAUAAUAUUGAAAGCGAAGUGUCAAACAUGGACAAUGAACAGCAGUGCAACAGCCCUGCGUACCGAUGGGAGUCGACCAGUCGGACGUCGAGCUGGUUGUCACCGGCGGGAUCCCAUCGCAACCUCAGCGAGACCCAGCAAAGCAUGAGGCGAGGAGGCAGCACGCGGUCCCUCCAGCUGGACUACAAAGCGGCGGGCCACGGCGGCGGCGGGGACAGGGGCCGAGAGCGAGGACGGGACAGCGGGAGGAGGACCUUCCAGUGGGAGAGGAAUCAGACGGGCGAGUGGGAGAGGAAACGCAUCCUGGAGAGAGAAGAGAAAAGAAGGAACAACGGGGAAGGGGAGGACACGAGCGGGGACGCCGGGGCCCAGCCGGACCGCGACGGCAGCUCCUCGCCCGUUUACGAGGAAUACCGAGAGUCCGGCCGUGACCCGGAGCGAGGGGAAGACGCGCAGGGCCUUUAUGACACUCUGCCUCCGAGCCGGCGAGCCUACGAAGGGUACCCGGGAAGCCCCCCGGGUAUCAACCUGCACCCGGCUCAACUCCUGCCCCCCCUGAGGGCGUGCGACUCACAGACAGGCAGGGUUGCCAGGUCUGUGUGACAAAACCAGCCCAAUGGCCAAUCAAAACCAGCCCAAAAACCAGCCCAAUAUCAGAACUCAAAAUAUGCCCGUGCCAAACCAUAUACACUGCUUUUGAAGUCCAUGUCCAUGUGUGUACGUGCUGAUCUGUAGUCAGUUUGGUAGGAUUUGGGUAUAUGUAGGCCGGUGAAAUUUAAUAAUAAACCAGACGCAACACUAGAGUUCGGGAUCUUUAUUUCUCGAAUUCUCUUUAUGUUGAAGAGAAGUAUUAAAGUAAUUUGUAAUCAAUUUAGGUGUCUGAACUCAAUUCUAUCCAUCUAAUACACAAAUAAACCGCAGUGGUAACUCUUCUGCUAACACAGAAACAAAAGACAACAAAUCACACAUACAGUUACCUCUGAAAUCAACAACAUUAAACAUUUGGUCCAUCAAUAUACAAAUGACACAAGACAUUACACAUACUCACAGCUCGUAUCACAGGUGCAAGCUCAAAUGCUUGUGGUGUUCACAGACACCCACACCAUAGAGCACUAAAGUAACAAAAACAAACAUCAUCUCUGGAACAAUGGACAGACAACAAAUGAUAUAAAACAUGGAUCACAACGGCACGUAUCCCGACAGGACGGUUAUUACAGCGACGCGCAUUAGUAACUCCGCCAUCGUCUCACAACGCGCACCGCAUGGUGACAAAAUCAGUCAACAUCAUACCUCUUGACAUCACCAUCGGCACAUUUAAUGACAUACAAUACAUUUAUAAACUUCAAUGUGCUCAUAUUAUUGAACAUCUUUUGGUAGGUUGACAUAGAAACACAUUUAUAACAUAUUUACUACACAUUUACUGACACGAGAAAAAUCACCAACGCCACCAGUCAGUCACGUGACGCACUCGUUCGGUCCUACUGACUUUCCCCAAAAUAGAGCGCCCUCUAGUGGCUUUACUGCUUACCACCUCUUUCCCACUAGGUUACAUAUAAAUACAUUAUUUCAUUUAAAAUAUGGCUUUUUAUUUAAAGAUAUUCAUGUAAUUUGCAUGCAAAAUAGGUCUACCCGAACCAGCGGACAACAAAUUCAACCCGCGGCAACACUUCAAAAGUAGCCCAAUUCCGCGGGAAAACCACGGAUCUGGCAACACUGCACAGGGGAGGGGAGGGGAUCGCAAGAGGAGCGCCGAGGCGGUCCGGAGUCCAGCGGUCCGGCAGGUUCCGGGGAUGAGCUGGAGAGACUACUGAACCUGGUGUCCCUCAGGGCCAGGAGGGCCACGUGGAUAAACCGAGCCUCGACCCAGUCUGAGCCCACCGCAGACCGGGGAGGAUUUUAAGUAAGCACACCAGACUGCUUUAAAACAAAUAGACAGGAUAUUCCUUUGUAAAUGAAAGAAGAGAAGAAAUGAGCCACUCUGAUUACACGUGACAUUUAUGUUAAUAGGCUACACUGUUGGUAAUUUAAAAAGGUGAAGAUUAACAUUUCUACUUUUAUCAUCCCGCUUUAUAAUCCCGCUGCAAGCAAACAAACUAAUCCACCGCCGAUCCCACGGCUCAUUUAGAAGCGGGAGGAAGAAGAAGAAAAUAAUAUGUGUUCUCUCGACACCUUCACCUGUGCUGCAGCAGAGAUAGCGAGGAUUACCUGUGAAUCAAUGUCAUCACAUUCAUUAUUUAUGUCGCUAUUGGAGCGGAUAAUUUAUCAACAUAAAAAACUCAAAGAAAACCCACCUGACACACCGACGUAUGUACAUAUGCUGUGGUGUUGUUUUCAUACUCCUUUUAAAUCACACACAAAAUCACUUUGUUUGCUCAACCGUAUAGUUAAUUGCAUUUUAUUAUUUUACUGGCACAUGCUGGGGGUUGUUUUGAAGAGAAGUAUUCGCACACGUCUCAGACGUAUCGCCUCCCAGAUGUUAUCAAGAUUACCAGAGGUUGAUACCAGGAGAUCUUAAUUUAAUCAUUUCAUUGUUCUAUAUUUAUUUCAUAAUAACACUAUUAAUGCGUUUAGUUGCUUGGGAUCCUCUUCAUGAACACAAUCAUCAGGCUUGUUAUGAAUAAAUACAGCACUUUU
Pseudoliparis swirei is the source of this 16275-nucleotide messenger RNA. RefSeq names its product protocadherin Fat 3. The transcript is spliced from 52 exons. Gene Ontology annotation, molecular function: calcium ion binding. Gene Ontology annotation, biological process: homophilic cell-cell adhesion. Gene Ontology annotation, cellular component: plasma membrane. The record is from RefSeq and is a predicted model, not a curated record. Lineage: Eukaryota; Metazoa; Chordata; Actinopteri; Perciformes; Liparidae. The coding region runs from base 118 to 14244 and encodes 4708 amino acids.